Fusarium sp. VM40 is the source of this 4059-nucleotide messenger RNA. NCBI's taxonomy places the organism in Eukaryota, Fungi, Ascomycota, Sordariomycetes, Hypocreales, Nectriaceae. The record is from the annotation of a GenBank genome assembly.
AUGGACAGCAUCACCGAGAAGAUAGCAAAGGUCACUGACCUAAGCACAUACACCGACCUCACCCCGCAGCAUCUCAAGAAGCUGUUUGAUGAGAUCGGUGGCAGCCCUGAGAAGCUCCGUACCAUCUUGAACCUGUGGUUUGUGCCAGACUUCAAGCCAACCUUCAUUGAGCCACCAAACCAUGCUUUCAGUGGGCUACAGGACAUUGAUUUCGUUGAUCACAAAGACACAGAGCAAACCCAACGGCCACUACGUCUAAUUGAUCUCGAGACAGGAAAUCUGGUUGAUGUAUGGAACACAAGUUCCUUAGAUUCAUACUGCAUGUUGUCGCAUCGAUGGAAGGGAGAUGAAAUCACUCUGGCCCACAUCAAGCGAGCAAGAGAGAAGCACCUUGAGCGCGCAAGAAGUGGGCAACUGCCAGAACAUGAUGAUGACAUCCAUAUUGUUCUAGAGCAGUCCCGGAUCGAUGUUAUGGAGCAAGAAGAGGCUAUCAUGUCUUUGUUGGGCAGUAACUCCAGAGGCAUGACUGUUGGCGACCUUUUGACGAUGAAAAUCAAUGCCGAUGAUGCCAAGGCCCAAGUCAACUGGGGAAGGCAAAACCGGGAUGCCAAGAAAGCAAAAGCUGAGCGCUGCCGGAUGGAGAAGAACAUGUUUGAUCAUCUGAUCAGCCGCAUACACCAAAAUAUCAACGACACGACAGAAGAGAUCCAGGACGCUCUCCCUGAUACUCUUGAUUCAAAACUAAUCACCUCUUCACUGGUGGAUGAAGCAGAAAGCGAGUACGCAGAGGCUCAAGUACUACUGAACGUCUGGAUAGAGAACCAGAAAAAGGCAAAUGAUGAAGCCGAAUUCCUGCAUGGUAACAGCCGACUUGGUGACGCGAUAAGCGAAAUGAUGAGCCGUCUCCAGCGAUGGAAGUCAGCUAUCAAACUCGACCACUCAAUGAAUGAGGCCCGCAACAUCUUUCGUACAAACCUAUUCCCAAAGCAAGGUGCUUGCUACAUGUGGUCUGACACCUGCUGCAUCGACAAGCUCAACUACGGAGAAUUGUCCCAGUCACUAUCACUCAUGGGUGAUUGGUAUGCAAAUGCUGAGUUUUGUCUAGUGCAUCUAGACACAGACUGGAACGCAGUUGAUGCCGUCCGUGACUGGAAACAGUUCAAGGGCGAACCAGAAGUUGCACAAGACGACACCACUGGUAUUCCGAGCUUCGAAGCCAUUAAUGGUACCAACCCUGAAUGGGCAAACCGUGCGUGGACACUUCAAGAACUAGUCAUGAGCAAGAUGGCCUACUUCACAAACUCGGAGUGGAAGUCACUGAGCCGACCUAUCGAGAGCCUGGGAUACGUCUAUCCUUUGGUCCCGUUUGUUGAGCUCUACACCCGCGGUGAUAUAUAUAGCAUGCACGCCAGAUCCAUCGAAACGAAGGAGGCUGAAGCACAAGCUUUAAGUGGCAUCACAAACUCCGAGGCCCUUGAAUCACUCCUGGACAAAGAUGAAGUUGCUAUUACCAACAGUGACGAUGGAGGUCAGGAAGCUUCAGAGAAAGUCAAGGUGGCAGUGCGUCUCAUCUCCAUCCUUCACGCUUUGGGAUUUGUAUUCCCAACAGAUAUGACAGUGGAGACUGCCAUGUCUGAAAUGAGCCGCUCUGUUUAUCUGGCAGCAUGGAACCUUGCGAGAGAUGAGGAGAAUCGUUCAAGCGAACGCGCGACGAAGAUCCUUGAUGAGCUAAAGCAUCACAUGCCUUCCACACCAGCAACAGAAGGACGGACGGCUGAGGUAGAAGCGCAAGACGUGAUCAAUUUCCUCCUAAAGGAUGUUGUUUCUCAAACAAAAGGCCACAUCCUAUCAGACCGAAAGACAAUCGCUAGCUUUGGCCAAGUUAGCCAACUAGAAUCUUGGAAGCAAGGAACCAUCCGCAGUGGAUUCCCAGCCGAACAAGUCUUGCAACUUUCUUGCCGACGCAAAGCAACGGUGCCCGUUGACCACGUAUAUUCCCUAAUGGGAAUUCUCGACGUGCGAUUCCAGUCCUUCCACGCAGAAGGCUACCCCAAAGCUUUAUCACGCCUCCUCGACGAGGUUAUAAUCAGUCACAAUGACGUCUCUGUCUUCAACUGGGCGGGAGUGGAUAUGGGAAGCCCUGUGCGAGGGCGAUCGAUGUAUCCUGCUUCCCACAAUGCUUAUGGGAAUGAAGAAGACUGUGGCCGGCGGUAUAGUAUGAUGGUUUCUGCAGAGGUGCAGAGGAAGCGUAAAGAGGUCAUGGUAACCUAUCAAGGUAUCAUCACACUGCUUCGUAAUGCUAUAGACUGUAUUAAGGUGAAGGGUCGCAAGGGUCUUCCCUUGGAGUGGGUUCGGGAGAUCUCUGCCUUCAUUCGCAAGUCCAGCUUCGAUGACCUUCAGCCCGAGUUUGAGAGCAUUACCAAGAUUCUACAGUACAUUCGGGAGUUCUGUAUACCACCCACUGCCUCUUCGCCGGCGACCGAAAAGCAGCCGCCUUUGGAAACAAACACGCCGCUGCUUUCUGAAGAGAAACCCAGUUGGGGCUUCAACAAACCCUCGCUGCCGAGCAUGAAGCUUCCUUCUAGUCGCAAAACCCCCAAACUACCAGGAUUUGGGGUUGGAGGAACCAGUAAGCCAUCCUUUGGGAGACACCGUUCUGAACCAGUGGAGAAGCAUGUUAGUCCAGAGCCAGUUUCUUCUGGCCCAGAUUAUUCAACCACGCCCGAAGUGCCUGAAUGGAUGUCACUAGAUCUAUCGGUCAAAGGAUAUCUGAAGAGCAUCUCCUCCCCGGACCCCAGCGGUGAGAGAGGUUGUCAGUUGCCCAGCCAGAUUCAAGAGCUCGAGGUCAAGACAACUGGGAUAGAGUCAACAACAGGGAAUUGUGGAACCGAAUUGACUCACUCUUCUCUCAAUGACCUGACUUGCCCCAACCCAAUCAUCAUCAACAGUUCCGGUAUCGAAGGUAUCUUCGACAUUCAGCGCAUCAUCGUUACUAUGAUCGAUCGGGAGAAACUCUUGAGGCAAGUCGCUAGAGCGAGUAGCCCAAAACAAAAGAUUUCAGGCUGGUGUACGAUCAGUACAGGGUUCGCUAGCGUGGUUGUGAACUUUGCUUGUGAGCAGCACAUGCUAAAGAAACAGCUCGAUGUUGAACAGACAGUCGAGGACAAAGUGAUCAAAGAAGAUAGGGCCACAAAGCUUCACGGCGACCUGGAGAUCCAGGGAGCAGCAAAGCUAAAGGUAGAUGGACCUCUGUCCAAGGAUGAUAAAUCUAGAGACCUGGACAAGAUAGUCACUGGUUCCAAGCCCACCAAAGAGGAGCAAGCCAUCGUGCGAAUCAUCGAUUUCAUCCAAGAACCACAACUACAACUGGUCGCAGGCGAAUGGGUUCUAGCACGCUUCUCUGGGGCACCAGGCGCCAAGUGGUUCCUCUGCUACCUCGAGCUAGGCUCAACACAUUCCUUUUACGGACAUCGCAUCGCCGCCACAGACAUUGAUUUUGCCAACUCAGCGGUCGAACCUGGGCUUGUGAAUGCCUGGCAGACCUACAUGGGUCGGAAGAAGAGAAAGAUGUGUAACAUAUUGGAUAGGUACAUCGAGAGUUCCUCCAGCGCAGCUAAGGGACAGGAAAGGCUUAAUAAUGGUUCAGAGAUAGCUGCUCAGAAUUAUGGAAGGCUUGUCGAUGCAGGGAACCAGAGUCUGGAGAGGGUUAUGAGCAUGGGGUCUGUGUCGUCUUCUACACUGAAGCUACCAUUCUACGAAAACCCCAAAGAGAACAAAGACCCAGACCUAGAGUCAGACGAGGAGGAAUCUGGGAAAGGGCUCUUUGAUGAUAUUCUCGACCAAGGCAAGGAAGCUGCCACAGCCCUGGGCGAGUACACCGUCCUCGCGGCGUAUGAGAAGAUCUGCGAGAUGCAUGCCCAGCAUCUGGAUAAGCACUUGGCCACUUCUGUUCUGAAAAAGACACCCAAGAGUCUGCAGACCGCAGUGGAGAGUGUGGAUGAGAAUAAGGGUUUCUUACCGGCUAUGUUUCAUUCUUCCAGGAGGGUGCAUAUGUUUUGA